Molecule: messenger RNA, 4060 nt
Organism: Lethenteron reissneri (Far Eastern brook lamprey)
Lineage: Eukaryota; Metazoa; Chordata; Hyperoartia; Petromyzontiformes; Petromyzontidae
Gene: PPAN
Product: peter pan homolog
Biological process (GO): rRNA processing; ribosomal large subunit assembly
Cellular component (GO): preribosome, large subunit precursor
Molecular function (GO): rRNA binding
Source: RefSeq, a predicted model, not a curated record
CGGAAGUGGCUCCUGGGGCCUCGCCACGCACGUGGGAACGUAGAGGAGACGACGAGAAGCAGCAGCAGCUACAGCUACAACAGCAGCUACAACUACAGCGGCUACAACUACAGCGGCUACAGCUACAGUAGCAGCGGCUACAACUACAGCGGCUACAACUACAGUAGCAGCGGCUACAGCAGCAGCUACAACUACAGCUACAACAGCAGCAGCGGCUACAGCAGCAGCAUGGGGAAGAAGACACGCAACCAGCGCAAGGCGGCGUCGCUGGCGGAGCAGGCGGCGCAGGACGCCUUCUCGGGGGUCCCGCACACCCUGGUGUUCUCGCGCGGUACCCCGUCGCGCACGCUCACGCAGCUCGUGACCGACACGCGGCGCGUAAUGCAGCCCUACACCGCCAGCAGCCUCAAGGUUGGCCGCAAGAACGUCCUCAAAGAUUUUGUGACCGUAUCCGGCCCCUUGGGCAUCACGCAUUUCAUGAUUUUCUCCAAAACUUUGGACGGCAUCAACCUGAAACUCGCGCGCAUUCCCAACGGACCGACAAUAACGUUCAAAGUGAAUGAGUACUGCCUGCACAGGGACGUGGUGUCGUCCAUCAAGAGGCACCGCAUGCACGAGGAGCAGUUCACGACGCCGCCGCUGCUCGUGUGCAACAACCUGUCGCGCGAGCACACGCACCUCAAGCUCACCGGCGCCAUGCUGCAGAACAUGUUCCCCAGCAUCAACGUGCACAAGGUCCGGCUGAACACGAUCAAGCGCUGCGUCCUGUUUCACUACGACCCUGACACCAAGCUCAUGGACUUCCGUCACUAUAACUUGAGGGUGGUCCCUGUCGGCAUGAGCAAGGGAGUGAAGAAGCUGCUGCAGGAGCGAUUCCCCAACAUGUCGCGGUUUUCAGACAUCAGCGACCUUUUGUUAAGGGGAGGCAACCUCUCUGAGAGUGAGGCGGAGGUGGAUGGAGACCACAACAUCACCGAGCUGCCCCAGUCUCUGUCGGGCCGCGGCAACAUGGCUGCCCAGCAGAGUGCCGUGCGGCUCACAGAGAUCGGUCCCCGAAUGACUCUGCAGCUGAUCAAGAUCGAGGAGGGCCUGUGCGAGGGGAAGGUUCUGUUCCACGAGUUUGAGCACAAGUCGGAGGAUGAGCUCGCGAAGAUGCUGCGUCGACGCGAGGCGAAGCUCCUGCUGAAGGACGAGCGACGGCGCCGGCAGGAGGACGACGUGAUGCGCAAGGUGGACGAGCGGGAGAGAAACCGGUUGCGCAGCCUGGCCGGCAUGAAGCGCAAGCUGUCCCAGGUGCAGGAGGCGGACAGCGACGCCGAGGACCCGUGCUCGUCCGGGAAGACGGGCGGCGGCGGCGGCGGCGGCGUGGAGGAGGAGGACGACGAGGCAGAGUUCUACCGGCAAGCGGUCGGGGAGGAACCCGACGCAGAUCUCUUCCCAGCCAAGAGACGAAAAACUUCGCACGAAAGAACUCCCAACCGCGGUCACGACAGAAGCGCGAGGGGCCGCGCCGGGGGGAGGGGAGGGACGGGCGGCGGCGUGAAGAGGGGUGGGAGCUUUGGGAGUGGACGCGGGGGCAGCGCCGACCGAGGGCUCGCUCGUAGGGGUAGGGGCAGCAUGCAGGGCGAGAGAGGCAGAGGGCAGCGGCCCGCUGGUGGUCGCGGUGGUCGUGGUGGUGGUGGUCGUGGUGGUCGUGGUAGUGGUCGUGGUAGUGAUGGUGGUCGUGGUGGUCGUGGUAGUCGUGGUGGUCGUGGUCGUGGCAGUGAUGGUGGUCGUGGUGGUCGUGGUGGUGGGAGUCCAGGGAGGGGCUCUUCUCGGGACAGGGGAGGUGCAGGGGCGAGGUUCAGGACCCCGGAGGCACGCAACGAGAGGUUGAGAAACAGCAGGCCCAAGGCUGCCAAGGGUUCGGGUGGGAGAGGUAGGAAGUUUAAGUGAAGAGGCAUCGCAGCGGAGCAAUGGGAGACGCCAGCGCGGCACGCGACUGCUGCUGCUGCUACUGCUGCAGCUGUUUGAGGGCGUUGUGCGGGCAACACAGGCAACACGUUCAGACCUAUCACCAUUCGCCAUGGCCAGGACUGAUGGGCAUUGUCACAGUUUGGUAUCUUGAUUCAAGUAAAGAAUAUAACUUUUUUGUUUCAUUUGUACCAUAUCUUUUGUAUCGUCUACGUAGCAUGUUAUCGUAUGUUCCCCGAGCCCAAGCGUAGCAUUUACUUUUAAGAAAACCCACGAUUUAUUUUUAUACAAUGCAACGAUUCUCCCACCUUCCCGUGAAAUUAAUUAUUGAUAUUCGGAGUCACGAUUCAAGAUUCGAUUUUUUUUAAAUUGACAUUGUGCUGAAUGUAACGGCCUCUCGUUGCCGAUUAAAAGAUCGAUUCCCGCUUGGAUGCGGAGGAUGUAUUGCGAGAUGGUAGAUCGGCAUGAUCCCCUUCACAGCCGGUGCCAUCUAUUUUCGACGAUGCCUCCGAGAAGGCCGUGUGGCUGAUGGGAUGUGCUGAAAAACCUUUUCCGUGAAGGGACAGAUGUGUAACUGAGUUGUACCGUCUGCUUGUUCCCCGGUAUACGCUCCACAACGACGCAUGAUGAUUAUUUUUUUGGGGCACAGGGGGAGGUAAGUAGGCUCGGUUAUCCGCGUAAGGUUUAUCCGAUUUGAGGAUUAACCGCGCGCAUCUGAGGUUUUUUUAAAUUAAUGACUCAUGGAUUUUCCCUUAAGCCCUAAUUAAUAAUCUAAACACUGUUACACAUUGUUAUUCUUGUAAAUGUUCAUUACAAGUCACACGGUGCUGUAACCGAACAUAUAUGUGCUCUGGUUAAUCCGAAAGCCACGUGAUCGCCUCUAAAGUACAGUAGUUGCAGUUCUUUACAACAGUGGGCGGAGUUUGAUUGAUGUUGGUUGGCUCUGCUGCUGUCCACUCGGUGGGCCGAGUCUUCUGUGCGGGAGCAGGAAAAUUCCGUCACUGAGCACGCGCGUCGAUCAGUCGAUUAUUUACUUUAAAAAAAUGAUUUAAAGCUUUCGCGACUACAGGGAUUUAUAUUCUUGUUUCUUUCGGUAAAGUCACGUAGAAGGGAAAUAAUAAAAUAAUAUGAAUAUAAAAUAAUUAAAAUUAUCACGACGUUUCGACUGCAACACAAGCAAUCAUCAUCAGCAAGACUUUUUUUUUUCUUGCUCUGGAUUUCACACCUGAUGACGAUUGCUUGUGUUGCAGUCGAAACGUCGUGAGAAUUUUUAUUGUUUUAUAUUUAUAUUAUUUUAUUAUUUCCUUCUACGUGACUUUACCGAAAGAACCAAGAAUAACAUUUUCUUUACUUCAAAAUAAUGUUUUAUCUUUAGUAGUGGGUUUUUUGGCAUAGAGAUCCACGGAAAAUUGAUACUUUUUGGAUUAUUCGCGAUGUUGAAUUAUCCCCGGGGCGUCCUCCCCGUCAUGAAUGCGGAUAACCGAGAGUCGGCUGUAGAUGAGUGGCCAAGAGGAGUGGUGGAGACGACGGAGAUCGCUUGGCGUGAGGGCAGGGAGGAGGUGGUGGGAGUGAGUGCGUUACGUUGAAGCAUCUCACUCACGAGCUUGAGUGGAAAGUUGCGAGCACCACGUUGUUUUCAAGUUGAGAUGAAAUGUGGGAAUAAAUCUGCCCCUUUUUAAGUGAGAAACGUGUUUGGCAGCGGUCUCGAUUGUGGUUUAUUUGCCUGGAAAGCUUUCUGCUGUAGCAGUCUUCCGCUUGGCAUGUUGCGAGUGAUUUUCAAGGAAAUUAAUGAGGUCCAUUUACACGAUAAAUCAUCGCUAAAUUGUGCAAAUACUUUGUAUGUCUCCACAAUGGUUGUAAAACAUGGUAAAGCAACAGACACCACCUCCUUAUGUCUAUUCCCCAACCAAAAGAGACAUCCCAUCAGCCACGGCCUCAUUUUCACAUUCAGACUCCACGCAGACAAAAUACAGAUUGUGAAAUGUAUUUGGACAGUAGGCUCCCUGGAAUUUCCAAACGCAAACGACGAAUUUGUAGGGCAAAAUAUUUUCUUUCUCAUUAUAAACGCUCCAUCAGCUAUUGUAUGCGUACAACCACUCGGUUAAUA